GCAUGUGAGAGGUUAACGACAAUGGGUGUUGCCGUGAAUUUGGCGACAUAUUUGACGGGUACGAUGCAUUUGGGCAGUGCUAACUCUGCCAACACGGUCACCAACUUCAUGGGAACCUCUUUAAUGCUCUGUUUGUUCGGUGGUUUUGUAGCUGACACUUUUAUCGGCAGAUACCUCACUAUUGCCAUCUUCGCAACCGUUCAAGCCACUGUAAGACAUUAUUGCAACGUUUAACAGUUCAUUUAGUUUCUAUAAGUUUGAUUCAUCUUAUUUUGCAUCCAAUUCGACGCAGAGCUUUAGCCCUUUAUUUUUUCAUUUAUACACAAGAGCAUAGGUUUAAAUUGCAGCCACAAUGUAAAGAUAUUUUUUUAACUCAUUGCAAUUGCAUCGCGACAGCAUUUGUCGAAUUAUGUAUCAGUUUUAUUUUCCCACAAUUGCUCACAAAUCACAACAUAAAUAUUUUUGCACUCACUGUAACCACGAUUGCAAUUUAAGACCAUACUUAAGAUCACCCGAUAUCAAGUAGUUUUGGACUAUUAAAAGUCGAUUAUCUCAAUUUUUACAUCACAUAUAUUCAAUUGUUUUAAUUUAUAAUAAAUAAUUAAUAAUACUUAAAUAUGUGUCAUACAUCAGACAAAUCAUUAAAAUUUCGGACAACCUAACAAAUAGAUAUGAACCUCCAUUUUUUUUUUAUAUGUGUUUGGUUAAUAUUUCUAUUUUUAGAUCUUUACAAAAUAUGUUUUCAUGGUGUGACAAUAUUGACCAUAUCAACAAUAAUCCCAAGCCUGCACCCUCCAAAAUGCAUAAGAGACGCCACCAGAUGCUGCAUGUCAGCAAACAACAUGCAGCUAAUGGUGCUCUACAUAGCCCUCUACACCACAUCCCUCGGCAUUGGAGGCUUGAAAUCCAGCGUCUCAGGCUUCGGCACGGACCAGUUCGACGAUUCGGACAAGGGAGAGAAGAAGCAGAUGCUGAAAUUCUUCAACUGGUUCGUGUUCUUCAUAAGCCUGGGGACACUGACCGCGGUGACGGUUCUUGUGUACAUUCAGGAUCACAUAGGGAGGUACUGGGGAUACGGGAUAAGUGUGUGUGUGAUAGAAGCAGAGGAUGCUCAACUCCUUGUUUCGAGGACAAGAUUCGUUGGUGCUUUUGGUGUUGAGCUUGGAUAUUGGCGCGCGAAUGCUUCCCACUUCAGACUUCAUAAUCCUGAAGGUAAUUUGGUUGCUUGGUUGCUCGUUUGGGCCUUUCUGAUAUGUUGGGUUCUGCUGUGGGGUUGGGUUCUGCGGGGUUGGGUUCUGCGGGGUUGGGUUCUGCUGUGGGGUCUAUUAUAA
Molecule: messenger RNA, 1331 nt
Organism: Glycine soja
Lineage: Eukaryota; Viridiplantae; Streptophyta; Magnoliopsida; Fabales; Fabaceae
Product: protein NRT1/ PTR FAMILY 6.3-like
Exons: 3
Coding region: 672-1331 (219 amino acids)
Biological process (GO): transmembrane transport; response to nitrate
Cellular component (GO): membrane
Molecular function (GO): nitrate transmembrane transporter activity
Source: RefSeq, a predicted model, not a curated record